Molecule: messenger RNA, 3209 nt
Organism: Mytilus californianus (California mussel)
Lineage: Eukaryota; Metazoa; Mollusca; Bivalvia; Mytilida; Mytilidae
Product: tetraspanin-18-like
Exons: 9
Coding region: 343-1395 (350 amino acids)
Cellular component (GO): membrane
Source: RefSeq, a predicted model, not a curated record
UACAGUUUGAGCGUCAUCAUUUUAACAUCCGCCACAUGUGAAUAUUUCAAAUGUCAUUCAAUUAUAAACUGAAGGCUUGGACAAUUUGUCCGAUUGACACAAAAUUAUGUAUGAUAGUGUUAAAUGAUCGGAAAGAAUAACAAAAAGUAUUUAAUCUGUUUGGAUAAAGUGAUUAUAUAACUUAUUAUAACCUGGUCAGUCAGAAGUGGUCAGUACUAUCUAAACCAUGUAAAUCCCCCAGGCAAUAUAAGUAUUUGGAGGGGAAAUUCAUUGAGAUUGUUUACCAUCAAAUGGGAGCAUUUAUUUUGAAAUUAAUGUGUUCUUUGUGAAAUAAUUGUAAAAAUGAAACGGAAAUAUGAUGUUCGAAAACAUGGGAUUGCUCUACAUAGUGUGCCAUUAAAGAAAUCUUUAUCAAACAGUGCGGAUAAUAGCAUCAACCACCAUAAAAAGCAACGACUUUAUAUGGACAGUUCUACUCACAGGGCCAUAGCAAGAAAAAGAAACAGAAGAAACAACUCUGAUCGCUGUGUUAAUCAACUUGUCGGACUCUUACAUUGUUAUAAUGUUUUCCUUCUUAUACUUGGUGCAGGUGUUUUAGGACUAGGAAUAUGGAUGCUUGUAAAAGAUUACAGCACGCGGGAGAUAGCUGCGAUCGUAGAUUCUCGUCUGUUCGAGUAUGUAACGUAUGCGUUAGUGGCAGGUGGUGGCACUGUGGCUAUUCUUGCCUUCUGCGGUUGUUGUGGUACUAUGAGACAGGAUAAAUAUGUCCUCGGAUUUUACGGAACAGUUUUAUUUAUGGUGCUAGGUGUGCUAGUCGGAGGCAGUGUAAUUGGUAUUAUUUUCAGAACAAAAAUAACCGAAGGGAUGAAGAGAAGAUUUGAGGACACGUUGGAAUAUAAUUAUAAUGUUGAUAUAAUAAAGAAUUCGGAAAAUAGACUUUUAACAGACGCAUGGGAUGCAAUGCAACGAACGCUAGAAUGUUGUGGUCCGCAUGGUAAUAUAACAUCACGUUAUUCCUGGGCCUUUUACAAAGGAAGGACCACUUGGUACCUAAAAAGGACUAGUCAAAAGAUGUUUCCUUUCGUACCAGAAAGUUGUUGUCGUCCUGGAUGGCCAGUUCACGACUGUCAGGGUAUAAAUAGUGAAUAUGAUGGUAUUCCUGUAAAGGGACCAGACCCAAGUGUCCACAGUAAUCCUUCAUUAUAUACGAAUGGUUGCUAUGACAAAGCUAUUCAAUAUUUAGAAAAACAUAGUCUUUACAUUGCGAUAGUAGCAGGCGCAGUUCCAGUAUUUCUGAUAGCUGGUAUUGUUAUUUCUUUUUAUCUUUGUGCCAAUGUAAGUCCGGAAGAUGAGGAUGACGACGAUGAUGACGAAGGACAAGAGGCGGAAGUAUGAAGUUAUACUCAUGAAUAAACAGCUUCCGUCCGAUUUCUUAAAAUCCCUCUCAAAGUGCCAUAUAUGGAGAUGCAUAUGAUAGACACGUGAGACAAAAUACCAAAGACGACGUUUCCGGUCGAAGCUACUCUAUUAAACUGUUGAGUCAAAGCUUAAAAAUUGUUGGGAAUAACCCAUACCAUGUGACAAUCGAAGACAUUCAGCCCUUUAGCUGUAUUGUUGCAUCCAAUAGGGAUAUGCCUAAAAAACCUGUUUUAACGCGUUUCCCGUUUGUCGUGAAUUUGCACGCACAUAUAAUAUAGGGCAUACAAAUAUGCUUGAUGACCACGUGACAGCGCUUUAUCUGUUUAUCUAGUCCCAUCUUUUUAUAGAAUAAUUUUUGUAUUACUGUUCACAUACACUGUGAAGAAUUGUUUAUUCAAAACAGAUGAAAUCUGUAGAUUGUAAUUAUUCUGUAUUUAAUCGUUCCUUCAACUCAAUGUGGAAGGUAGAAUGGCCUUUUUGAUUUGAAACAAAACGUCUCAGCAUCAGUUAGUAAAGUAUAAAACACUUGAAUGGAUAAGUAUAUUACAAUGUGUAAUCGUUUUUGAGUUAUCAAUCUAUUUCUUUCAAAAUUUGUCAGUAUAUUUUAAAAUGCUUGUUCCUUUAUAUGAAGUUACUAUAUUUAGCAAAAUUGCCAUUUUAGUCAAAUGAUGUAUUGCUUUGCUUUUAAGAUAUGGAUAUAUACAUGGUACCUCAUGAAAGGUUGUUAUUGUACAUGUAUAUGUGCAAUGUAUAGGUGGAAAGUGUGAAGAUAAUUUCGAUAUAAUUUCAGUAAAUAGUUUGCUUGUAGAAUGCAUGAUUUAUAUGAGUUAUAGAUAGCCUUAGUAGAUACCCAAAGACAAUUCUUGCUUUCUCAAUGUAGUUUCGAAGAUUUAUCCAUGGACACUCCAGUAACAAGUUAUGCAGUUAUAGAUGAAGCAAACACACUAUUAUGCCAAACUUUCAUAUGUAAAUAAUUUCAUUCAUAUCACCGAAAACAGAUAGAUUAGAUGAAUCAAAACUUUUACGCUAUUAAUUUUAUCGUAGCGUUUCGGUAUCUACAAUGUUUAGAAAUGGCUUUAUUUCUUUUUUAAAAAUCUUUUUUUUAACUAUAUAAAAUCCUUUUUAACCCAUAAAAUAACUUUGUAUACUAAAAUAUUUAAAAGUAUAAUAUUUAUUAUGAUUUCAAUCUAAUUUUAAUAUUUAACAGCAUUUUUAACGCAUCAUUUUACCAUACAAAUUCGUUUUCUAAUUGAGUUUUUGCAUAUUCGUCAAAGAAAAGUUUAAAUAUCAAAUAUAUGAUAAAACUACAAAAAUGCUGUAUAUUUUCCUUUAUUGUUAAAGAAAUUGAUUUUGUAAGAAGUGGAUAUUAUUGUUUUGAAGUAAAAUAUUGUUAAGCAGCAUUUUUAUUACAAUUCUGUGCAAUAAAAGGAGUGAAUGGAUGAAUGGUAAAAUGUCUUGUAUGAUUGAUGUUUAAAAGCGGUUUGUAAUUCCACUGAUGAUUUUUCAUGUUAUGGUGUAUCACACCAUAUGUUUUACUGCAUGUAUUUUUAAAUCAAUGUGCAAUGUUUAUAUCUGAUGGGACCAAUAGUCAUUUUGACACAUUUUAACAUUAUGUUACAAGAUUUUGGUUUUAAUUGUUUUUAUCACAUCAUACCGUUGGCAUCAACAUUUCAUAUAGAGACUGGUUCCUGUUAAUUGUUUUGUUAUACUGUAAUGCAGUAUUUUUUAUUAUUUUACUAUUCUGUGUUUUUGUAAAUAAUUCUACAAGAAAUAUUAAAUAUUUUGUAUUA